AUACUUGGGAAGAGCUGCGCAGACGUGCAGCAGCAACACAAACACACAUCAGCCGACAGUGAAGCGCAGCUGCUUGUCUGCGGUUAUUCGAAUUCAAACCUUCUGCCCUAUCGAUCCCGACCAGGCAGAAGCACAAUUAAGUGGCCUGCAGGGGUUUGAGUGCAUCUUCAUGCUCUCGGUCAGCUGGGCCUCAUGGAUGACGGACAGUGGCAGAGCGAUGGCCCAGCGAGGCGGGGAGGAGUAACUGACCAAGACCUACUAAACGACUCCGAGUCCAGCCGCAGCCCAGACGAGAACCAGAACCGGCUGGUGGAGGAGGCAGACGAGGUGGAACAGGGGCCCCAUGGAGGACAGAGGCCCCUCCAACAGGAUAACAAUAAUAACAAUGGUGACGAUGAAGAUUAUGACCACUCCAAGGUGGAGGAUGAAGAAGAGGAGGAGGAAGAAGUAGAUAGCAACAGUGGCGCAUACUCUCCAGAGCUGGAUGGACAAAUUCGAGACUCGCCAACACCUAGUCCCAGUCCCACAGUGUCAGAGGGCCUUGUCAGCCCUGAAGGGCCCCUUCACAGUGAUGCUGGUUCACCCCAGGGCUUCAGUCACUCCCUUGCUGUUUCUCUUCAGGAGUUGGGGGAGCAGGGAGACCAUCCGCUUCUGCCACAGUACCUCCACCAGAUUGCAGAGUCGUUUAUACGUGAGGAGGACUAUGAGAGAGCAGUCAGGUUUAUACAGCUAGAGAGACUCUUUCAUGAACGUCUGCUGUCCAACCUCGCCACCCUACAGGAACAGUGGGAGAGGAGAUUGAGUUUGGUUGGCCGGUGUCAGGACGGUGUAGAAGACAGAGCGAUUGACCUGGAUGCAAAACACCUGGAUAAACUGAGACACAUCUGCAGAACGCACAGGCAACCUGUACGGAGCAUUGAGAAGUGUGAGGUGGUGUCCAAAGUGCAUAGGAACAGUGUGAUGAGUGACAGACAGGGAGGAGAGAACAACCUGAACACUCAAGUGCUUUCAUGCAGCUCAGGGAAGGUUAUGGAGGAACACAGUACAAAUGAAACACUCAUCCAGCCAGAUGAUCGUAGCAGCACCGCCCCACCACCCCAGCAGAGCGAACAGCAGCAUGACCCCUCCCCCCACUCAGCCACACCUACUUCCUCCUCCUCAGCAGUGACGGACAGCUCUUUUUCUCCAGCCUGUGAGGAUGCAAGAGAAGGAGAGGAGAGAGUGAGUUUGGUGGCUUCCCACCAGGAUGCAUCAUUGGAGCCUGAGCGUCUACCAUCUGAGCCUCAGAUGGACACUGUCGGCUCUGGACUGGUGAUGGAGGGGAUGGGGGACACUGUGGAUACAGGGCAGGAUGUGGUGGAGACACACACUAAGGAGGAAGGUGGAGGGGAGGAGGAAGAGGAGGUAGUUGAGGAGGUUCUGAAGCUGGAUCAUCAGGACGUUCAUGAGAAUAAUCCUGAGUUGGAUCUGGAAGAGAAUGGACACGGGGUUGAGACAUUGGACAUCACGACUGUGUCCUCGCUGGAUGACAUGGCCAAGCGCAUACAGGUGGAGGAGAUCACUCCAGCUGCAGGCCUCGUGUCUAUCUUAAAGAGAAGGGCAUCUCUGGAUGGAGCCAACGUUUCCACCCCUGCUGUCUCUAAGCCCAUCUCAAAACGAAAGGUCCGUUUCCAAGAGCCUGAAGAAGGACUGGACCUUGAUGAGGUGGGCGGAGACUCUUGGCUGCUCCUCCUCUUGUUGUGCUUGGCUACUGUGGUGAUCAGUUUGGGUGGGACUGCACUCUACUGCACUUUUGGAGAUGCCCAAUCCAGCGUGUGCACAGACUUCUCCCAUAACAUGGACUUUUACAUCAGCCAGGUGCAGCGGGUCAUGGAAGAACUCAAACACUGGCUGUCCCCGAGCUCAUAGCAGGGCAACGAAGGGCAGUUUGAGAUGGACCGGCUCUUGCCAGUUGCCUCCAUGAUCUCUGAAUUAACGUGGAUGUGUAUUGGCUGACAACAAAAAUGGUACAAUAUAUUUGAUGCUGAGACUUAAAAAAGGGGAUAUCUAUCCCUGUGAAGACUUGGGAAACCACUUGGCCAGUUUUUCACUCAAGUAGCCCACUGUUUACUGCCAUCAACUGAACCUCAUAAAAAGAGACUUCGUUUUUAAAGUCUUAAAUCAAAAAUAUUUAUAUAGGGUUGAUAGAAUUGUGUCUUUUUUAUUCAUACAAAUAGGGAUUGGCUGUGUUCGGAAUGGAGUACUAUUCUACUUUUUAAGAAAUACUGCACAGUAUACACUUUAUACUAUUUUUUUUUUUUUAAAUAAUAAGUGAAAUGUUAUUCCAUGUUAAAUAUUUCAAAGAUUAAUAUGCUACAUUGUUGUCACGUCUCCUUAAGUGAGUGGCAUAUAUCCAGUUAUCACCUCAAAAAUGUAAUUUAAUGUUUAAUUAUAUAUAUAUAUA
Molecule: messenger RNA, 2443 nt
Organism: Myxocyprinus asiaticus (Chinese sucker)
Lineage: Eukaryota; Metazoa; Chordata; Actinopteri; Cypriniformes; Catostomidae
Product: consortin-like
Exons: 11
Coding region: 193-1908 (571 amino acids)
Biological process (GO): positive regulation of Golgi to plasma membrane protein transport
Cellular component (GO): plasma membrane; trans-Golgi network; transport vesicle
Molecular function (GO): connexin binding
Source: RefSeq, a predicted model, not a curated record